This is a messenger RNA of Drosophila erecta, 291 nucleotides long. RefSeq lists its product as uncharacterized. Bases 22 to 291 code for a protein of 89 amino acids. The record is from RefSeq and is a predicted model, not a curated record. The transcript has a single exon. NCBI's taxonomy places the organism in Eukaryota, Metazoa, Arthropoda, Insecta, Diptera, Drosophilidae.
GCAGGUUUGGCCAAUACAAAUAUGAAAUUAUCCGUUUUGUUUAUCGUGCUGCAGUUGCUGGUUGCUGCACAGGCGAUUGACCUUUCGCCGCAGCAGCAGGAGUCGCAUGUGGCAGCCAGCUUAAAGGAGCUGCAAGUGGAGGUGGCGCAACCGGGGGGCAGCGCGUGCAUCCGCGAUUGCCUCGCGGAGAAGGGCAGCCUGCUGGUGGAUCCGCUGGCUGAAUGUCAGCAGGUCGAGCAGCAGUUCGACUGCACACUGUACUGCAUGUUUGAGGCCGAGCCGCGCUAUUAA